AUGGGAAACGCAAGCAGCUCAGCCACACUGUGGGGAGCACAGUCUCUGGGUGCUUCCGGCAGACUAUCCGCAAGCACCCAGUCCGGUCGCGCCUCGCAGAACUUCGCCGCCGUUGUCGGGAUCUUCAUGAGAGAGUAUGAAAACAGGGACAUCAACGCGCCCGAAAUCAGGAAGGCCAUUGAGAGCCUUUCGGUCGCGCUGGAUAACGAUCGCGCUGCAGUAGACCUCAGCUUCAUUGGUCGCUUGCCGGACUGGAAGAGGUGCGAGCGAUCUUCAGACUGUCGUAUAAACCGCUGUGUGCCGCGCAAAAGAAGUCUAUCAGUCGCGGACCAGGAGGCCAUCGACGCACGCAAAGCAAAGCAAGCGGGCGGCGCACAAACGAAGCUCGUGGCGGCUGAGCCCGCGGAGCUCGUCGCAGCCGCAGAGGCAGCGUACUUGCGCAACACGAAGAACUGGGCGCUGUUCGUUGAUGGCAAGAGUAACAGCCUGUACUUUGCUGUCAGAGGGACGUCGACGGCCGGAGGCGCUGAUGUGGUCGACAACGUCACGAACGUGGAUGCGGAAGCGAUGUUGACUAUGGAUUUUGACACUGGUUCACCAGCAUAUACUGCAUCACCUUCGGCUCAGCCGCUGUCGCGCGCGUCGGUACCAAACCCCGUCCACAGCAGCCGCCCAAACCCCGUGCACAGCAGCCGCGAGCAAGACCUCAUCGAUCCCGUCCCUCGUGCCGAGAUAUCGUAUGCAGAAUGGCUCGCUGAGGCUGUCGGAAGGCAUCUCGCUGUGCAGAGCGGGAGGAAGGACGUGCCGCCGUUCUCGCCCCUGCCGUUUCUCUACCCAGGCGGAGAGCUUGUCCUCCUCGACGAAGGGGGUGAAGUCGUUGCGAAGAUGGAAGCGGAGUGUUUGAGUGCACAUGUCUUCCUCGAUCUGAGUGCUCAUAGUAGUUCUGAGUGUCAGAGAAUUGUGGACCAGCUGGUGGGAUAG
This is a messenger RNA of Gloeophyllum trabeum ATCC 11539, 981 nucleotides long. RefSeq lists its product as uncharacterized. Bases 1 to 981 code for a protein of 326 amino acids. NCBI's taxonomy places the organism in Eukaryota, Fungi, Basidiomycota, Agaricomycetes, Gloeophyllales, Gloeophyllaceae. The record is from RefSeq and is a predicted model, not a curated record. The transcript is spliced from 4 exons.